UGGAGGUCGUUGGUUAUGUGCGUUGUCGAUGCGCGACGUUCCAUCACGUGCCGUGAAAAUGAUGACGAAUUUUCGUGUUCGUUAAGUAUUAACGUGCCUAUUCUAAGUUAAAUGCGAUUGUUCUGAGAGAUAUUAAAUAUAUUUUUGUGUUGACUUGUUUUAAUUUCUAGCUGUUGUGUUCUCAGAACUUAACGCCGCUUGUCACGCAUUCGUAGUUUUAGGCAGGGUGGUGGGGUUACCAUGAGCAAGAGAGGAAGAAGAUGACACGGAAAUGAAUAAAUUAUAGCUGUCAAUACUGCCAACAGGAGCUGUGAGUGCCUUGCCUAUCGCGGUACAACUGCCGUCCAAUUGUUAAUGUUAAAGCAACAAAAGCACCAGACACUACUGCCCUUCACAGCUACGGUUCCAGCACCUGCAGAGAUACGCGAAGAAGGCGUAAUCAAGCUCUCAUCACACGAUAAUGCUGCCGUCAGUGAAGCACAUUUUGUAGCUUAUUUCAAACUAUUUUCGAAUUAAUUCUAUUAACACUAUUGCAUCGAUAUUAUCGUUGCUGUUUUCAACAGAAACACAAACCUUUGGUUUAACAAUGAAGGAGCACCGCAUGAGAGCGCUUCGAGUUACCACAACAAAUAGUAUUACCAGGGAUGGAAGUGACAUGUUCAGUAGUUUGCAGCUCCUGCGGCUCGAACUGGAGUUGCGACCCACCUUGGGGCGACCUAUGGCCCCACUGAGAUGUAUUCAGCAAGACAUUCAUCAGCAGCGGGCAGUCUGCUGCAACAGACUUCCGCAUCACCAUUAUCACCAUCACCACCACCACCUCCAUCAAGAUCAGAGAGGUAGCAAUUCAGUAUUACAAGAAUGUUUGUCGUGUGAGAAUGUUCCAAUGAUUGAUGACCUUCUCAUCACAGCAAAUACCGACAUUUCAAGCAUGAAAUCUCAUCAGAAAUGUGAAUGUGACACUGAGUCACCUCUUCGCAUAGCAUGUGGGUUACCAACUUCUGGUUCGUUCCUCCACAAACUGUAUUCCUCUAAUGGUUGUGACGUCAGCAGAUAUUUUGCUAGCAGUCUGGCAUCCCUACAUCUCUUGCUUACAGGAGACUUGCAGGGUAACUGGUCAAGUGUGUUGGAAGCAGUGAAACUAUUAGCAACUAUACGGAGGGAGAGGCGGACAGGGGCAGGUCAAGAAUGGCACUUUUUGCUCUCCAUGAGAGACUCUGAAGGAAACACUCCACUUUUAAUAGCAGGGCGUCGUUUGCUGAGGGAAGAGGCAUUUGGUCAAGCAGCCCAACUUAGUCAACUCCUCCUUGAAGCUGGCAGUGACCCGAAUGCAACCAAUAGUGAAGGUCGCAGUCUUCUCACAUACAGUGUUCAUUACAUGGAUGAAAGUAUAGAACUGACCAGAGUCCUUCUCAAUGGUGGGGCAUCAGUAUGGCCACAAGGAACUCAUGAGACAAUAAAUGAAAAUGUUUGUAAUGCAGAUCAUUAUUCGGCUUUCACAUGGUUUCUGCGUUCUGUCAUUAGGAGAAGGAAACUUGAUGAACAGUGUGUACAAACUCUUGCAUUACUGUCACAAGUCAUGGGAGAACAUCCUGGACGUAUGCAUGCACAUGUGAUGCGCACAAUGUUUCGGCAUGCAAAGUGUUACAAAGUACUGGGUCCUGUGUUCUACCAACUGAAGAUUUCAAUGAUGCGGUACUGGACCCAGCCACAGGACUUGGUUUUUAUGUGCCGAAAAGCCAUCAGAUCAGCUGUAGGACCAGAAAGAAUCAUGGCAGGAGAAACGAGCCAAUUGGGAUUGCCAAACAAGAUACAGCGAUACCUUCUGCUGGAGUAAUGUCAGACACACAGAUUUCAGAAGUAGCACAUGUAACCAAACUCAAAAUCCUUUAUCAGAAAACUAACAUGGUGCAGUUUAGCUCUUAAGAAUCCUGUGCAUCCACCAUAUUAGAACAGUUCAAAUCUCAGAGCUAUAAUCACUGAAUACAUUUAUUUCAUUUGCAAUCUUGUCUGACAUGGGUCCCUUUGGAAUUUCUUCCAAGGGAACGAGGACAACUACUUCUCAAAUGGGAGUAACCACAGAAUUCACUUACAAAGUUACAUUUAAGCUAUUUAAGAUUGCUGAUAUUAAGCUUUCAAAAAUAAUUUUAAUCCUUAUUAUUAAUAUUUGGAAUAUUUAUAUCUUUUCCUCAAUUUUUAUUUCUUUUCAAAGUCCAGCAAGGAUGAAGGUGCCUCACCCCAGCACCAAUGAUUGCCAAUGCAAAUAAGAUAAAUUAAACUGUCUUCUUAACAAAAUCUGAUCCUGUAGCACUGAAUGCUAUGCCUGUUACUCAACUUUCUCAUUCAAUGACAACUGAAAAAAUUUACCAUCAGGCAAUAAUUGUUACAAAUUAUUUCAUAUUAGGAGACAGAAAUCAGUGCUGAGAGUCCAAUUGCUCUGACUGCACAUAUCUCAGAUUCUUAAGUGUGUAUUACACCAUGCAUAAAAUGUGCCACAACAAAUAUAAAUUAUGAAUAAUUAUGAACUUCUUUUGCAUACAUACUUUAAAUGAAACUCACCAGUGAAAUAAUGAGCAAUAAGACAAACGCAGCAGUAGCCUGUAGUGAAUAUUACAGGAUAUAAUACAGUUGAAUUUGCAAAGAACAAAGCCAAAGAACAUAUCUGAAGAGGAUGGAGUGGAAUCUUGAAUGUCUGAUAAAAUUCUUCUCUCUCUCUCUCUCUCAAAAUCAGAUGAUCUAUGUGCAGUUUCAUUUAGCACAGAAUAUACAAGAAGCCUGUUUCAUACUCUCAAAGGCAGAAACUCACACUUGUCCUAUCACGAUAUUCAGGCAUAACCAGCAUUAUUUAUGUCUGCAAAUUGUAACUUAAAAUAUAUUCGCUUUAUCCUGGACUGCAUGGUAACUUCAGCUAUUAAUUAAAUAACAAACAUAAGGUGUCGUAUACUCCUCCUCCUCCUCCUAACUCUUCCCCCCACCCCCAUAAUUUGAUACUUAGUCCCUAUUCCAAGCCAAAGAUGCUCUUGAGCCCUCCAUUCUCAUCCUUGGCUUUCCAGUGUCUCUUCAUGCACAAGGCCUGUGAUGCUUAAUUUCUCUGGAUAUUGCAAAAUAUGGCAAUAUUUUCUGAACAUGUUCUUUCCAUUUUUGGUUGUACUUCCCAAUUUCAUAUACAGCAAGCUCUAUUCUCCAUCAUGUAUGAAGAAUUUGAUGUUUUAUUACACGAGCCUGCCAGUUACAUGAAAAACACAGAAACUCAAUUUUAGACACAAUAUUCCACAUUUUCGGUCUUCUACACAUUUAAAGUUUCUGUUUCAGGGUCAAACUAACACAUUUUGAAUCAAGUCUUUAUAUGGUAGACUUUUUACAUGACAAAGUGGAUUGAUGAGUGAAAGAUUUUGGAUACACUGUAGCACAAUCACAAAUUCAACUGGCUUUUUAAUCAUAACGGAUCACUGCAUGAAAGGGGACAAGAGCAGCACUCCUAGUGAUACUUGGAAGAACUAAUGCGUGAGGAAUGAAUAUAAGUGCAUUACAACUUUGUUUUUUAAGUAUCUUUAUAGAAAGAGUAAAUUUUCUUUGACAUGUUUGCUGGUUCCUUGAGAAUUCGAGAUGCUUAUGUUAUUUUCCUCAUUUUGAGUAUGAUAUUUUAUUAUUUUAAUCAUACUAAUGGAGAUAAAUAUCUCACUUGUGCCACCUGAAUUUACCUUGCCAUACUCAGAGCCCAUCUUUCACUACCACAAAAUAGUACCGCUUUACUAGCCACACUGUGAAACCUUAAAACUACCUAUUUUCUCAUUUGCUUCCUACAAUUUUUCCAUUUAUUUUGUCUUCAACAUUUGCAUUCCUGCAGUGAACACAAGAAAACCAUUCAAAACCACAAAAAUAUAGAUCACAGUUUUACUGCAGUUUUGAAACAUAACUAUAUAUAUAUAAAGAUUUUUCUUUGGUGUUCAGGUACUAAUGUUGCAAAUAUUCAGACUUUUGUGGAUGUUUCAUGGUAGCAUUGAGUUCAGCUGUGCUAAAGAAUCAUACACUCAUACCAUUUAUCAAACAAAAAUUUAUAUACUUAUACUUCAGUAGGAGGGAUAAUCAAGGUUAAAUUGUCAGUGCAUGUAGAAAAUAAUUCCAGCCUCAGAUCAGAAUAUUUGUCUGGAUGAAGAAUUUCAGAUAUUGCAUGAAAAUACAUCUGAUGAGCAGUGUAACAUUUCAUAUGUGCUGAUAACAAUUACUUUUAGUACUGUGAAGCAGUGCAUUGUCUUAGAAUGAGAAUCCUAUCUGUUUCACGUUGUACAGUACAAAUAAUUGUCUAUCAAUCUAGUAGUGAAUCAAAAUAUAUUUAUGUACAGUAUACAGCUUAACACUAUUGAAGCCCUGCCAUCAGACCAACUCUACAUUCGCAAUUAAAAUUUAUGCAUGAGGGCUUUUGAAAUAAGAUUUGAGACAUAUCUGUCUUCCAGAGACCUGGGAUUUGUAAUACAGCUUCAACUCCCUGUUUCUGUGGGUGCAUUGCUUGACCUACAAAGUGUUUUUUCCUCACUAUUUGGUCAGUCUCAACAUUAAACACCAAAAAGAAAGGGAAAAAAGAAGGCAGUGUUCUAUUCACUACUUUAUUUAGCUGGACCACUGACUGAGAGAAAUUGCUAUGGUGCAAACAAGCUGAAACAUGAAAUCAUUUUUAUGAUAGCAUCUUGUAACCAAGAAAUUAGAAGUUGCUGCUAUGAUAAGAGAUAAACAAUUGCGAUCAUAAGUGAACCUUGGUAAGUACUGUGCAUGUCCAUAUGUGGUAGAGCAGAACACAGAGUUGCAAACCAAAGAAUGGAGAUUAGCUAUGAAAUCUGUACAAUUUGUAUUUGCAAUUGAAAUUGUGUGAUACAAUAAAACUGGACUAUUGGGAUGUAAAUAAAAAUAUAAGCAUAGUAAAUCAGCAGUAAAGGAAGACAUGUCAGUAACAUGCAUGUCCCUUUACAUUAUACCAUAAAUUGUACAGAGGCCAUUACGUAGACAUUUUAUUUUCUAUACUUGAUUCGUGUUCACACUGCAGAGAACAAGGCAAAGAAAGUGCUUAUCUUAUACCAUGCAAAUAUGAUCAAACAAGUUAUUGCACCUUAUGUUGGACACAACAUGUGCUCUGUAUACUGAUUUCUUUUCCUUUGCACUUGACAAAUUAUUAAUUGGAUUAUAUGCUUAUACAUAAUUCUGCAGCCUUUUUUAUUUCUGGCAAGCACUUCUCAUGUCAAGUUUUAUUUCUUCCUUCUACUGUUUAUAAUAAUCUAAAUCAAGAUCCAGCUGCCACACAUAUAACUGGAAACUGCUUGCUAUAAUGCUUUUCAGAUAACAUGUACACUGCUUAUUACAUUGCAUAUCUACCAUAAUGUUCUGAUCUAGUACUGUAAAUUGUUCUGCUGAAUGAGAGUCAGAGAUGUAGAAUGUGCUCAUAUAGGAAUGAGGCAGGGAAGAGUAUUUCAGUGCACCAAGAUUAUCACUCUCGACUUUCAACAUCUAAAAUGAAUGUUAAUUUAAUUUAAAAAUGUGCCAAAGCAACAAACAGUCUGGCACAAAAAGGGCUGAACAUUCUGUUAGCACCAAGAUAUGGAACCAAAAUGGACAACUACUUACACAUUUAUAUACUCAACAUAUGUCUCAGACAUAAUUACAUACUAAAUAAUAUGUCACAUUUGUGUCCAGAAAUUUCUGUAUCUAGUUUUAUAUGUAAAAUUAUUGGACACUUAUAUAUCGCUAGAGGCUGUGACACCAAAAUAAUGUGAAAUGAAGAGGUAUGUGAAAAUUGUGUUCAGUUUUUCUUCAAACUCUCUAAGAAGUAAUGUAACAACAGUUCACAGUGUUUCAAGCCAGUGUUCGAAAUGGCAUAACAUUGGUGUAUGUGUAGAUUGGUAUUUGUGAGUUGAUGCAAUUACACAAACCCCCUCCUCCCUUUUAUUAGCCAUGAACCAUAUUAGUACAUUCUUGGGAAUAUUUAUUCACAAAUUUUCAAAUAUUUUGUACUCAUAUAUUUCUUCAUGGUCCAUUCUGUGUAAAUCACUACUUAUUUCAUAGUGUUUUCUUAAUGAAAAUUAGGACCUAUUGAAGCUGAUACUUUUCCUUAUAAAUUGUGCAGGGAUCAAGUCUUAUGUAAUAUAUUUUUGUGUAUUCUUCUUACAAAGUGAAUGUCAGUUGUAUGGAAAAUAAUUUAUUUUGAAGAUUCUGGGGGUAAUUAAAGUUGUUUUGAACACAAAAAAUAAAAUUAAGGCAAUACAAUAAAAACAUUCCUGCACAGCACAUAUGUCAUGAUCUUUUUCAUGGCUCAAGAGAUUAAUAAGUUUUGGCUUUUUUGCUUCUCAAUUUAUCAGGGUAAUAUAAAUGGAGUUAAAUGACAUCAAGUAAGAAGAAAAUGAUGAACAUUUCACUGCCUUUACCAACUUGUACAUUCCCCCAUAGGCCUAAGAUCACAACUUAUAUGUCUCAGUUUAUUUUGAGAAUGUUACCAUACCACUGCCAAUUAAAUUGUCAACAUAUUAUAGCUUAAUCCCAUGUAUAUACAUAUAUAUAAACUUCUACGUAUAUAAUUAUAUAUUGAAUGAACACAAUCAUUUUAUGCUGUGUUAGAUUGUGCUUUCCAUACAGUGUUCAAAGUGUGUCAGAAAAAGUCACAGUGGAAGGAGUUUACUUUCAAAACCUGAUAAUGAACCUUUCAUUACUGAUCUGUAGAAAGACUUAUAUAUGAGAAGUGUGAACUCUAUUACAUAUCACUUCUUGUUCUGAUUUGAAAUAUUUGUAUAAUAUACUGUAGUGUAUUUAGCCUAUACAGUAGCAUUAUUGUAAUCACAGAUUGAGAAAAGAUGAUUAGGCAUAUGGCACUAGUGAAAGGGUGGGCAAUUAUUUCUUACCUGGGGACCAGAAAUAUCUUUUUUGAAAAUACCAAAAAGCCUCACAAGAAACAUAGUUUAAAAACUGUUUGCAGUUACUGAAUACACAUUAUAUAUCAAAAUUCACAACACUCACUUUCUCAUACCCAUCUGUAGAUUCAAUAGGCUAGAGUUGUAGUAACUCAAAACUUCAGUUAAAAUCUCUAUUUGUUUGAUUUGUGUCUGAUUUAUUUUUGUGAUUGCAAUAGUUUCUGUACAUUAUGUACGAGAAAUUAAAAAUUAGUAAAAGAUAAUUUAUUCACCCUUGUAAUAUUGGGAUAUAUGGGUAAAAAUUAAAAAGAUUACAAUAUAACUAAAAUACAGCUAAACUAAAUAUGCCCACUAAAAUGCAUAUUGGCAGGAAUUAAGGUGCAACAUAAUUUUAUAUGUAGGAGUUUAAAUGAGGUUGUAAACAAAAUUUCAGGCAAGCCAACAUCAUAUGAAGGGCAUUUCCAUACAUUUCAAUAUUCAAUUUCGUGAUUUCAGCAGUUUCCAGAGGAUCCAGUAUUACAUUACUCAACAGGAGAAACUAUUCACUUCCAUUUAGGUGUAUCUUCAGACCACUGUGAACACUGUUACUAAAGAACAGCAGUGUAAUAAAAGCACUGCAGUAUUACAGAACAAGCUUGCACAUUAGUCUGUAUUAGUCAUAGGCCAAGUACUAAUAAUUUUACAUGUAAUGAACAUCAUUCUACAAAUAUUGCUGGAUUAAUUUAACUGUAAGUAAAUGGAACAUUAAAAAUAAGACUAAGGAAGUAGAAGACCGAUAACAAUAUUGUUUUAAAACUGCCCACCAUUAAAGUCUAAAAUGUUAGGAUGAAAUGUGAACAAACAACAGGUAAUGGUGGGCCAUACUUGGCAUGUCUUGCCCCUAAUAUUUUUCAACAAAUCCUGACAUUCUCAUUUGUCAUUCACAUAGAGCAGGGAGGUAGCCUUCCUGUAUUUUUUAGUUAGUUUCUGAAAGUUAUUUACUAUCGAUAUAUAGUUUCAUUGUGUUUCUGUCCUCUGAUUUCUUGGAAAACGAUGGGUUGAAAACCAUACUGCAGAUAUAAAAUGCCACACAAUGUGCAACAGCAGAUCAUUUAAAUACCCACACAAUAUACGAUUAAUAUUGUAUUUAGUCUACACAUUAAAAUUAAAAGCGAAUGAUAUUUAAUAAUAUUUAGAGAAAUUCUCCUACCAACAAUGUGCAUGGGGUUGCUUCAUUUUCUGUUAAUCCAGUCCUAUGAUGUGCUUCUUUCAUAUUACCAAUACAAAGCAUUGCAGUAUAUAAAAAGUAAAAUAUUUGGUGUCCAUAAAACUCUUGGACCAAAAGUCAUACUUUAAACCAUGAAUUUAUGUUGAAGACUGUAUGAAAUAUCUGUAUAAUAAUGAGCUUAUUUUGUGAUUAUGUGAUCUUUGUAAGAUCAUCUAGUAAGUAUUUAGUUAUGUAAGAGAAUUUGUUUGCAUCUUGCCAUCCCACUGUCCCUAUACUGUAUCUUCAAUAACAUUCAGUACUGUACUUAUGUAGUCACUUCUGAAACACCACAAUUGAAGUAGUCUGUUAAGGGUACCAGAUUUUCUUGAAUGUGAAAUUCAACUGUAGUUUUAAAGGCUUUGUCAUUUUACUGCCUGUCUUUACACAAAUACUAUAGUUAAAUUAGAGACAAAUGCCAAACGGUUCCUAACAAUCAAUAUUAAUAUCUGUAUCCACUGCCAACUGACCACAAUUCAUUAUUAUUUAUACAGUAUAUUCAUUGCGCGUAGUAUAGUAUGUAUGAGUAGUUCAUUCUUGCAUGUGACAUGUUUUGUAUCUUGUGUACAUUAGAUUUUAUACAAUACUUUAUUUAUGUCAAUGAUCAUGUGAGUUUUGUUUUGUGUGGCUGUAAUGUGUAACACGUUGUGUGGUUAGUAUGAAAAUCAGUCUUUACUUGCCGAUUAAAAUAUACAGAACACAUUCAAGUA
Molecule: messenger RNA, 8840 nt
Organism: Cryptotermes secundus
Lineage: Eukaryota; Metazoa; Arthropoda; Insecta; Blattodea; Kalotermitidae
Exons: 6
Coding region: 587-1834 (415 amino acids)
Molecular function (GO): protein binding
Source: RefSeq, a predicted model, not a curated record